This is a messenger RNA of Erpetoichthys calabaricus (reedfish), 622 nucleotides long. RefSeq names its product nuclear apoptosis-inducing factor 1-like. The record is from RefSeq and is a predicted model, not a curated record. Gene Ontology annotation, cellular component: nucleus. Lineage: Eukaryota; Metazoa; Chordata; Cladistia; Polypteriformes; Polypteridae. The coding region runs from base 19 to 564 and encodes 181 amino acids. The transcript has 2 exons.
AGCAACAAAAGGAAACUGAUGGAGUGGCAUAGCGUGGCGGACGCAGUCAAGAGUGCUGGGGCAGAAAAUCGUACUGUGGCCGAAUUAAAAAAGAAGUGGUCAGACAUUAAAGUUGCCGUGAAAAGGAGAGUCGCAGCUCAUCGUCUGCAUGUUCGCUCCACUCGAGGAGGUACUGAACUCCCGGAGCUCACACUGUUUGAGCAGCGAGUUGCAGCAAUUAUUGGCGACACACUCAUUGUGAGCAUUUUACCUGCGGGUGAGGGAGAUUCUGACAUCACCGCAGGUGCCGACAAUAGUACAAAAGCUGACCCAAAUGAGGAGGACGUGGUUCCGGGCUAUGAUGGUGCUGCUUCUGUGUCGACCACAUCUUCGGGCGCUGGCUGCUCACACACCCCUGCCUCAGAAACUGGUGGGCGAUCAUCUGGCCGUGUGCUAACUGAUGCAGUCCUAGAAUCUCAAAAUGCAUUGGUGGAUGCGGUGAGAGAUGUGGCCAAUGAACUAAGAAAUAUCAAGGCCGUAUUGUAUGACAUUAGCGAAAAAUUAACUGAUUUGGUGAAAAAAUAAAUGAUGCAUCUGCUUACCUGUUUUUACAUUCGGUUAAUUACAUUCAUUCGACAUUGUA